AUGCCACCAAAAGCUAACCGAUCAAAGUCUCCCGACCCCCAGUACUUGUUCGUCAAUGAAGACGCUUCAACGGUGACCCGGACCACCAAGGAUGCUGAACUGGACAGAACAAAACAGAGCCAUGUACAACGUCAGAAUUUCGCUCGCAAGCGCCGUCUGCGGGAGGGAUCCGAUCCCGCGCCGCAAGCAAGCAGCCAAAGCUCGGUCCACCCCAGUCCUACAGUGGCUGCGCCGGCAAGUUUGUCAUCUCAAGAAGCAUUACCUGACAACGCAAACUACUUCGACAUCCUGCAGAACAUUGAUCUCGGGGAUCCGUUCUUUCCGUCAACAGGUCCUCCGUCUGUCUUCCAAAGUCCUCUGGAUCCUUCGCUCUCGGCUCUCCUCACCGACCCAUUCGCUGCCACGCCAAGAUCGCCUCCCACCACCCCAUACACAGAAAACUUCUACGGCCCCUCGCAGUCAUACCGUGCAGGUCAUUACUUCGACGUACCACAGUCAGGAUCUAAUAUAACUCAAUCCUUGAGAAACCCAGGCGAGGUCACGAGUCCCCCAGCGCCAUUGGCAAGAGUCUCGAGCGUCCCCACCAGUACUCACCGUGCACUAGAACAAUGGGCACCGCCUCUGAUAAAGCACUACAACACCGUUGUGCUUCCUGAAAAGUUCUGGAAAGAUACGCAAAAAGUCCCGCUAGCUGAAUUCCGGCACGCCGCCCUGAUACACGCCGACAUGCGGGCAUGUAUGGCAGAACCGGCUCACAUGUACGCACUGCUGGCCACUGCAGCCGCUCAAAUGGUCGCUCGGGAAGGCAGACUGCUGGUAUCGAAUGUGCCAGAAGACGAGACGCAAAGAGUGCCUACAUUCUUCAAGACAAAAGCCAUCCAAGCCCUUCGCGCCAAACUAGGUAGCGGACAGCUCGACCACCACACUGCCGUUGACACCCAUCGGCUCUAUGCCGCAUGCAUACACUCGAACAACGACGAAGCGGCCGAGCCUCAUUUCCAAGCCUUAAUAUCCAUGGUCGCAGCGCUCGGUGGUCUGAGCACCUUUGACGACUAUCAACUGGAAAACUUUUACAUCGUGGAUUGUAUUUCCGCGCUAAAACGCCUCGGGAUUCCUCGUCUUAUUAUGACCCUGGAUCCGGGUCCACCGCCGGAGGAAAUAUUGUCACCGGUCGUGUCGCAAAGCCCACGUCAGUUCCCGCCUGGCUCGAUGCUAGAGACAUUGUUGCAGACCUCCCCCCAAUGCAUUGUCCUUUCAGAGAGCAUUGUGGACUUAAUGGAAGUGGCCAGAGUGUCAGCCUACUUGAACAGCACCUCUCAUUACGAUGAACAACACUACCGAUGGUUCAGCUGGCGCAUUCUGAUCAUUUUGCACAAGCUACUCUCGUUGCCUCUGCACUGUGAGAUGGACGAGAAGACUGACAGCGCGAGGAUCGCGGCAGCUUUUUGGACCGCCCUUCUUCGCUCACCAGCGGUAGGUCGGCGCGCAGCCUCCAGGUCGGUCGCCACCUUACAUGCAAGGCUACAAAACACAGAUCUCGGAACAUUGUGGCAGCCUCGCACUGAUUGCCUGCUUUGGAUUUCCGUCUUUGGCGGUAUUUGUUGCGCCCAAGGCGAGGAACUUGACUGGUUUGUGCAGCUGGCAAGGACUGCGGCUAUCGAGAUCGGACUGGGAAAUGCGAGGGAGUUGGAAGACGUUUUGAUGGCAUUUCUCUACGAUCCGCAUUCUCAGAAGGAUCUUGUACUGGAGUUUGCCGCCAGGAUGUGGCCUAGCAGAUGA
Messenger RNA from Cladophialophora yegresii CBS 114405, 1779 nucleotides. RefSeq lists its product as uncharacterized. The transcript has a single exon. NCBI's taxonomy places the organism in Eukaryota, Fungi, Ascomycota, Eurotiomycetes, Chaetothyriales, Herpotrichiellaceae. The coding region runs from base 1 to 1779 and encodes 592 amino acids. The record is from RefSeq and is a predicted model, not a curated record.